This is a messenger RNA of Amaranthus tricolor (Joseph's coat), 681 nucleotides long. RefSeq names its product zinc finger protein 11-like. Lineage: Eukaryota; Viridiplantae; Streptophyta; Magnoliopsida; Caryophyllales; Amaranthaceae. The record is from RefSeq and is a predicted model, not a curated record. The coding region runs from base 1 to 681 and encodes 226 amino acids. The transcript has a single exon.
AUGGAAGAAGCAAGAUUUUGGAUGUUAACAAAUCAAACAAAGAUUGAUGAUCAUCAUGAUUCAUGGGAAGAAAGAGCAUUUGCUGAAGAUGCAUCAAGGAUGCUUGGAGGGUGUGUUUGGCCUCCAAGAUCUUAUACUUGUAACUUUUGUAGAAGAGAAUUUAGGUCAGCACAAGCUUUAGGUGGUCAUAUGAAUGUUCAUAGAAGAGAUAGGGCAAAACUCAAACAAUUUUCUUCUUCCCAUCUUCAAAAUAAUCCUAAUACCUUGUUUGGUUUUUCUCAAAAUAAUUCUUCUUUUCAAAACCAUGAUAAUAAGGUAGACCCUCAAUUUGUUUCUUCUUUUGUAGUAGAUUAUGAUAAUAAUCUAUCAUUUUUUCAUCUUAAGAAUGGUGGGUUAAAAGGUAAGGAAGGCUCUUCUAAGAAAAGAAAAGAUCUCAAUUCUUUUAUAAGCUUGAGUAGCUCAAAUUAUGUUACACAAAAUAAUGAUGAUGUGCAUAAUGUUUUCAAGAGAAGGAAGCUUGAUACAUCUCCAUCAACAACAAUGGCUAAGUCAUCUAAAGGUGAAGAACAAGGAAUAAAGGUUUUAUAUGCCCAUAAUAGUAAUGAGGGACUAGAUCUAGAGCUCAGGCUUGGUGAUCACCGCCAAAGCCCUAAUUUCAAAAGAUUAGAGUCAACUAUAUGA